This is a messenger RNA of Trichoplusia ni (cabbage looper), 3455 nucleotides long. RefSeq names its product LIM domain transcription factor LMO4. The transcript has 5 exons. The coding region runs from base 673 to 1260 and encodes 195 amino acids. The record is from RefSeq and is a predicted model, not a curated record. Lineage: Eukaryota; Metazoa; Arthropoda; Insecta; Lepidoptera; Noctuidae.
CAGUCGCGGCCGCUGUAAUUAACCAUGAACGGGACGGGUCCUUCAGCGUUUGCUUAUUAACGUCUAAUCUUUGUUGGCGCCCGUCGAUCUUAAUUAAUUCAAUUAAAGUAUUAAGGAGUAGGUGAAGGUUGCGGUCCUCUCACUGAAAUUUAAAAACUUUACGUCGCCGUCGUAACGACUCACCGAGUAUAGAAGGGGGAGGCGAAUUAAUCAAAUAAUACCGCGGAGGUGCGGGGCCGGGCGCCUGCCCCCGCCCCGGGCCUCGCGCGACCGCGUGGCUCAGUCGCGACCGGAACGCCGCACGGGGAAGUGUCGUCGAUCCCCACAAACAUAACUACUUUUUUCGAAGUUCUCUGUUCAGUUUUGUUUUAAAGUUUUACAAGGAAGUUUUUAUGUGACCAGUCUUUUAUCCUGUCGAACUUAAAGGUUAAGAGACUGCGCUCAGCGGUGUAGUUUCUUGAGUUCGUACGUUUAUUGUGUUUUUUUGUUAUUGUUAAGUUUUUUGUUUGGUGCAUCGUGCCGGUGCGGAGACCGGCGGGUCCCUUCGAGGCACCAAGCCUGGACGCGCGGCCUACAGACCAAGGAGGACAAAGCCUUUAGGGCGUGUAGUUGUGGUGGUCGGUGCGAGCGGUUCCCGCUCCAACCGUCAAGCUGGCAGCGAGCGCGUUGAGCAUGAACCCGCACUACCACGGGUACGCGGAGCUCAGCUCGCCACACCCGCCCUCGCCGGAGGCGGCCUUCGCGGCCAACGGGCACGACUACCCGCACAACAACAACAACCCCGCGCUCAAGGAAUGCGCGGGCUGCAACGGCAAGAUCGUGGAGAGGUUCCUGCUGCACGCGCUGGACCGGUACUGGCACCACGGCUGCCUCAAGUGCGCCUGCUGCGGCCAGGCGCUCGCCGACAUGGGCCGCUCCUUCUACUUCAAAGGCGGGAUGAUAUUAUGCAAAAGCGAUUACACAAGAAUGUUCGGUUCAGGCGGCGCGUGCGCAGCGUGCGGGCAGGCGAUCCCGGCGAGCGAGUUCGUGAUGAGGACGAACGCGCCGCAGCAGCCCCUCCACGUGUUCCACAUAAAGUGCUUUGCGUGCUCCAAGUGUGGCUCACACCUCAUGCAGGGCGAUAGGUAUUACAUGCUCGCGGGCUCACUAGUCUGCGAGCAGGACUGGCAGAAGCUCAUGAAGAGCGCGAACGCGACGGGAGCGCCGGGCGCGCCCAUGCGCAAGAACAAAGUGGGCCGCCCGCGUCGCUCGCGAGAAUGAGCACCAGCCGCGCCUGCGCAGCACUCGCACAGGGACUAUGAGGAGAUGAUGGCGUGUUCGUACCUGAGCGCGGCGGGUCGCGCCCCGGAGCCGCCGGGCGCGGCUUGCUGGACGCCACCGGCGAUGUGUCCGCAGGGCCUGGAGGGGCCCUCGACCAUGCCGCCGCCGCCGUACGCGCGCCCCUACAACCUGCUCAGCCUGCCGCCGGCGCCGGGCCCCUCACAAGAGCCGGCCCUGGACCUGACGAAGCCCUCAUCAUCCCUCAAGCCACAUCUCCCGCCGAACGACGAGGAGACAGAGUGACAGUGUUGUGCCACAGACAAUCUAUUGGACUUGCGAUUUGAACAAAAUGACUACUGACUACACACAAGUCCGUCAGUAUGAAUUUGUUUUACGUCGAUGAACUGUUAAGUUAUACGUUAGUACCUAUUACAUAUUUAAUUUCGGUUGUGAAAAUGGCAAUUUAUAUAACUUUAACUUGCUAUAUAUGUAAAUUUCCAUUAAAUUACUGAUACUUAAGAGUUGAACAGAACGAGAUGUGUUAAACACAAGCGAGUUGUUUCUAUUUUAAAUUAAAGUGAUAAUGAACUGUGGAAGAGAAAAGAUCAAGCAUAUCUUAAUGUUAAAACUUAUUGUUUUCAAAGCACGUUUAUUAAUUUUUACUUUUUAUUUAUAUGAAUUUGGUCCAUCGAACAAAAUGAAUUUAAGCUGCGCAAUUUUGUGAAUACUGUUUUAGUAAUUUGCGCAGUGUGAUUCAAUCGAACCAACAAAGAAACAUUUUACAGCAUUUUAUUUUUAAUAUUAGAUCGAACAAUACGUGUACCUAUUGUACAAGGAUUAUGUAAUAAAUAAUCAAUACUAGUUAUGCAAGAAUAUCAUCGUAAAUAUUGAUUGGAUGAGGUAACUUCCAGCAAUAUUAUCUCCAAACGCAGAUCUUCCAAUGAAUUUGUUACUCAGUUUUAGCUUAUUGUCUAACGGAGGUUUCGUUAGCCAACCAUCUUGCAUCAUUAUUAACAGCCAUAACAAAUAUCUGCUUAUCGAAACAUUGUCGAAUCUUGCCAGAGAUUGUACUUUUUACUUUAAUUUUAAGUACCGCUAGAGAUGUCUGCAAAUUUGCUCCACGUUUUAUAUCAAAUGCAAUUAAAUUUUCCUAACUUGAUAUUGUUAUUAAACAUUUGAUUUAGUUAUCGAUAAACAACACUGGUCUUGUAGAACUGUAUGAUUUAUUGCCUCUACAAUCGAUUAUCACAAUCGUUCGUUAAAAUCAAGCAAAUUUGUAGUCAGCUCGGUCAUAUUGCAACAACUGUGUUUCUUAGGCACGCACCCUGUGAUUUGCAACCUUGCUGUGUACAUAGUUCUCUCGUCUUUUGUUAUUUCAUUGUAAACGAGCUGUAAAUCAAAUGACUCGUUAUUAUACGUUUUUUAUUGUAAAUAUUAGUAUAAACAUUAUAGUUAUAAGUAGACACAUCUUGUACCUAAAAAGUUUGGGCGCAAAACUUCGUAGCAAUAAUUUUGAUGCCAACAUCUUUGAAGUUUUAAAUUCAAGUUACUAACGGUCUCUGUAUAUAUUGAUCUACGUUUUACCAGUUGUUCGAUUUUAAAUGUAUACAGUAAAUGUAUAUACGUAACCUUAAACGCUAACAUUCCUUUAUAUGUGAAUCUGUAAGUAAAUCGUUGCAUCUAUCAAUUCCAUAUAAAUAUCUGAUCAAUAGUGUACGCUCGGUGUUACGUCGAAGUAGUGUAUUCUUUAUAUCAAUGGCAUUAGUCAAUUUGUGGUUUAUAAAUUAUUUUAAUUCGAAUUCAUUAGAUCUUUAAUGAAACUGUAUGUGCUUAGAUGUAUUACUGACAUUGAAGAUAUGAUGACCGGCAUACAAUAUAAUGUUAGCGUUUAGUGAAUCUUGCCAUCACGAUAUGUUUAAUUUACGGAAAACACCACAGACUUGGGGUGAGUGACUGCUGCUAGAGAAAUAACAACAUCAAGGGUUGACCGAAGUGCUAAAUUGUUAAAAUGGCUGUUUUAAGGCCUUUGUAUUAUAGAGUAUUAAAAGGUCACCCUAUAACGUAUAGUCACACCCAAAGCCUGUGGCGGUUUGUUAGAGCGACAGUUAUGGUGUUACCAGUACACAAAGAAAGAACAUAAAUACCUAGCCUAAGAGAGCCGGUGACAGGAGGAGAAAAUAAAAUUUUGUAAAUUA